AUGGCCAAGUAUCGUGUUUACAACCGUCGCCAGCAGGGUCUCGCCGAGACAACCCGGUUGAUCCUUGAGAUCAGUGGUGCGGAGUAUGAGAACGACUGGGACAAAGAAAAGGGAUCAACUCCGCUUGGACAAUUACCCGUUCUCCAUGUCCAAAAGAGUACCGGCGAAUGGGAAUCCAUUGCCGAAAGUUCCGCCAUAGAGCGUUUCCUCGCUGCAGACCUCGGGCUCCUCGGUUCAAACCCGAUAGAAGCAGCCGUGCUAGACAUGUACCAUGCAGCCUGGGGCGAUAUGAUUGCCAUGUUUAUGUGGAAGGUGUGGCGGGCAAGCAAUGAUGAUUCAAAGCAGCGCGGCGCUACAGAGUUCUGGGGUUUGUUCCCUAAGUUUCUGGAGGUACAUGAGAAUAUACUUGCAAUUAGGGGUCCGUUUUAUGGAGGCGAAGAGCCCUCAUUGCCAGACAUUUACGCCUUUACUUGGCUGAAUCGUUUCAUAACUAAGUGGAUUCCGUCCCCCGUCGACUCUAUCACUGAAGAGAAGUAUCCACGAAUGUGGGCGCUUUGGAAAAGCAUUAGGGAGAAUGUUAAGAUCAAAGAUUAUAUUGAGAGUGGGCGGUGGCAGCUCAAAGAGUAA
Molecule: messenger RNA, 627 nt
Organism: Penicillium cinerascens
Lineage: Eukaryota; Fungi; Ascomycota; Eurotiomycetes; Eurotiales; Aspergillaceae
Exons: 4
Coding region: 1-627 (208 amino acids)
Biological process (GO): glutathione metabolic process
Molecular function (GO): glutathione transferase activity
Source: RefSeq, a predicted model, not a curated record